CAAUUUAGUUGUUCUUGUUCUUGUAAAUGUCAAAUGGUGACGAUUUAAACGAUGAUUUAGACUACAACUUUGAUAAUAUAGAGUCUGAUAAUGAUGGCAGCUUCGUAGAUGAAGAAUUUAUGGCUCCAAAUGACAGUGAGGAGACACUAGAGGUUGCUACUGGGAAGAAAAGAGAAAGGGAUGAUGCAGAGCCACAACAGCAGACGCAACAGAAGAAAAAGAAGUCUAAGAAGACUAAGCAAUGGUUUAGUCAAGUGCCAGAUAUCGCAAAGUCGUCUGAAUCGAGCCAGUACGACUUUUUAGUUGAUCAGUUGAAAUCUGCGUACAGUAAAUUGAGCGAUAUUGAGCUUGAGGAGAAGUUAAUACCUGAAUCUGCUAUAGAAGCUACGACGUCUUACAGUCAAUCAAGGAGUAAGGAUACUAUUGUGGACUUUAUCAGUAGCCAUUUUGGUAGUUUGAAGGACUCACUGAGUAAACAGAACAAACAAAAUGGUAGUCCAAGGUUGCUCGUUAUCUGUCCAUCCGCUAUACGCUGCACAGAUAUCGUACGCUCUUUGAAGCAACUGAACCCAUCGAAGGAUGUCCCAAUCGCUAAAUUAUUCGCUAAGCAUAUCAAAUUACAUGAGCAGAAGGAGUUCUUGCAGUCAAAUCAGACUGUUAUCGCUGUAGCUACGCCCAAUCGAGCGAAAUCGUUAAUAGAAGAUGGUGCAUUCAGCACAAAGUACCUAGGAUUAAUUUUAUUAGACACUAGCUACGUAGAUGACAAACAGCGUACAUUAUUUGACGUCCCAGAGAUCAAACAGCAGUUAUUUGAUUUCCUCGGUUUGAAAUCAAUUUAUGAGCGUUUCAAAGGAGAUAAAGGUGGUCAAGGGGAGAAAGGACGUAAAACUGCUUUAUGUUUAUUCUAAUAUACAAAUACAUUAACUUAUCUAUCU
Molecule: messenger RNA, 935 nt
Organism: Wallemia mellicola CBS 633.66
Lineage: Eukaryota; Fungi; Basidiomycota; Wallemiomycetes; Wallemiales; Wallemiaceae
Exons: 2
Coding region: 27-908 (293 amino acids)
Cellular component (GO): nucleus; 90S preribosome
Source: RefSeq, a predicted model, not a curated record